AUGAAGAUUUUCGCUAUUGCCAUAUCCCUAGCCUUUCUUGGUGCAUCUCAUUCUGUUCAUGGUGCCUUCCCCAAAGAUCCUAGUAAAAUCGGUGACGUUUUUGAAGAUGGCUUAUGCUCACUUGUCCGUGGCCUUGAUGUUUGUCCUCCUCAUAAUUCACUUCCCUGCACUUAUGAAACCGUCAAAUCCAAGAACAGGUGGUUUGAUAACACUAUCAAGCGUCCAUGCGCCCCUAGCAAUCCAGAAGUCAAUUGUGUUGAUUUCAAAAAGAAUGAAAAAGAAUGCCUGAAGAAUAAUUGUACUUGGCUUGCAAGGACAGUGAUAAACAGAAACGAAGUUCAAACCGCUUGUACCGACGGGUUUUUCUGCCCCGAUAUUGUGAGCAGACAAGUAUGUGCACAGUAUUCAGAUGAAUGCAAGUGGAAUCGAAGAACUCGUAUUUGCGAUACGAGAGAACAGGUUGAAGGUUGA
This is a messenger RNA of Lichtheimia ornata, 471 nucleotides long. RefSeq lists its product as uncharacterized. The record is from RefSeq and is a predicted model, not a curated record. Bases 1 to 471 code for a protein of 156 amino acids. The transcript is spliced from 3 exons. Lineage: Eukaryota; Fungi; Mucoromycota; Mucoromycetes; Mucorales; Lichtheimiaceae.